This is a messenger RNA of Cordyceps fumosorosea ARSEF 2679, 2358 nucleotides long. RefSeq names its product cross-pathway control protein 1. Gene Ontology annotation, biological process: regulation of DNA-templated transcription. Gene Ontology annotation, molecular function: DNA-binding transcription factor activity. Lineage: Eukaryota; Fungi; Ascomycota; Sordariomycetes; Hypocreales; Cordycipitaceae. The record is from RefSeq and is a predicted model, not a curated record. The transcript has 6 exons. The coding region runs from base 1 to 2358 and encodes 785 amino acids.
AUGUCUGUCAGUAGUGGCGACGAUACCAGCGUGGAGAAGGAUGUCAGUUGGGAGGGUGAAGAAAUUGGCCGUCGAGAGAAACUGAGCUUCGAGCAGUAUCUGUCAACCUUCGUCCAAGACAUUGAGCCGCGGCAAAGUUUUGCUUCGAAUGUAUGCCAAGCAGUCAGAUCUGGAAGGCCGCUGUCCUUGAUUACCGAUCGCAUAUCGCCGUUCGACAAGCCGAAUGCCUGGGUCAACAAGAAGAUAGAGGACGCGUCUCCGGCCAUCCGCAAGAUCAAGGAAGAAGGUCGAGCGCGCGCGUUGGCGAGGGCUGAGAGCAGGCAGGAAGAAGUGCAUCGCAGGGUGGACGAGGCAGCCGGAAGGAUCUUGAUUGCGCUGGACAAGGGGCACUCGCCUGUGUCUGUGGACGACAUGGCGUAUAUGCGAAUGCAGCCACGUGCAUUCGGGUUCGUCCGAUACGUUGUGAAGGACGAAGCAAAGUGGGCGAGACGAGGAGACUCAGCAUUGGAAGCUGUGGUCGAUCUCGGACUUACCCUAUACUUGGAUACAAUAUGGCAUUUACUCCAUGUUUGGUGGGCUUUUAUGAGAUUUGGUAACUGGGGCGCGCUUGAUCGCUGUCAUCUGCCGGCAGGAAAGAUUGCAGAGGCAGCCUUUAUGGUAGUAGAGGAGGCAGAGCCUAAGCGCAUUGGCUCGUUAAAGAGGCAACAAAAGCAGCACUCGUACGUGGUCAGUCUUGAGGCCAUCGACGAUGUAGCCGGUCGGGAAUCAAAGACGAUGCCUCGAGAUGCGCCUUGCGGAUAUUCGUGCUGCAUGCAAUCCCAUGCCAUGCCAUGCCAUGCCAUGCCAUGCUAUGCUGGUGCAGCAGCCAGGAGGGAGGGCAUUGGCGUUCUCAUGGGCCGGGCUGGGGCUGUGCCGCUGCCGGUCCCAGGGCAAGGGCGCGGCGGGCGCAGGCUGAGGUUACGGCCAGGCCUAAACGGGACUGGCUCCAUUUCCAUACACAGCGCCUCAGGCCGCCUUCAAGAUGCGAUAAAUUACCUCUUUUCCGAGAGCUCCCCUUCUGAACCCGUCAAAAUUCAGUCUCACGACAUCAACAACAUUUACUCCACUCAAUCUUCCUCUCCCCGUUCAGCUCACCUUUUGGUCGACCUGAACUUUAGCCCUGCUCUGAAUAGCAUCAGCUCCAGUUCCCUUACAACCGCAAACAUUUCAUCCCAAGACUUCCCAGUCUUCACCACGGAUUCCCAACCACCAUGGCUUCCCCAAUCAGCUUCCGCCCUGCCGGCACCACCCGAGCAUACACCACAUCUGAGCCCAGCACAGAGCCCCCAGCAGGACUUCGUCUUGUUCGACAAUCCUCCGCCUCGCAACGCUAAUCGGUCUUCGGUUUCGCUGUCCAGUCAGCGUCGUCACUCAUCCUACAAUAAUCGUUUAGAGAAGUCUCCCGCUACCGGACUUCAAAAUCCGCGUGUCGUACAGCUCCUCCAAUCGUUUGGAAAUCCUUCAUAUCCUGUCAACGCCAAUCGUGUCUCCAACAACAAUCAGUUUUACGCCUCCUCGGCCCCGUCCUCAACUGUUUCCCUGAAGCAACGGUCUUCAAGCGCCCGUCCCCCCGUUCCCCUCUUCAACCAGAACGUCGGUGACGUAGAGCAACCCGGCACGAUGAUGAACGCUGCAGAUGUCGUCCUGGACGACCUUCCCAUCUUCGAUGGCGAAGUCGUCAACUCUGCAUUCUCUUCGCCCGCGAUCCCCUCGUCCUUUGAUUUCAGUGGCAGCAUCUCUAGCUCCACCUCAAACUUGGGAACUGUCUCGCCCCAUGACCUCUUGGUCCAGGAGCCUUUCAUGUCUGCCCCCAACUCGGCUGCCCUUACUGCAUUGACCUCGCCGUCAAUAUACAAUGAGUCCCCCGACUUUGAUGGCUACGACGUCUCUCCCAACUUUGAGACUGCCGACUUUGGUAACCCAAGCGACUCUUGGUACCCCCUGUUCCCUCAGGAGUCUAGCGCUCCCGAGGCGGGCAACCCUGAGGACUCCCCCAACCAGGCAUCCGAUUCUGAUUCUGCUGGCCAGGCUUCUGGCAACAGCAGACGCAAGCCUAGCGGCUCGCCCACAAGCGGUGGCCGCCAUGCUGCGGCUGCUGGCGUCAACGCGCGCAAGCGUGACAAGCCUCUGCCUCCCAUCGUUGUCGAUGACCCGAAUGACGUUGUCGCCAUGAAGCGAGCUCGCAAUACCCUCGCUGCUCGAAAGUCGCGUGAGCGCAAGGCUCUGCGCUUCGACGAGCUCGAGGAUAAGAUUGCGAAGCUCGAAGCUGAGCGCGACCACUGGAAGAAGAUUGCUCUGUCUCAAUCUGGUGCCCGAUAA